Physeter macrocephalus (sperm whale) is the source of this 2050-nucleotide messenger RNA. RefSeq names its product extra spindle pole bodies like 1, separase (gene ESPL1). Bases 1 to 1899 code for a protein of 632 amino acids. NCBI's taxonomy places the organism in Eukaryota, Metazoa, Chordata, Mammalia, Artiodactyla, Physeteridae. Gene Ontology annotation, molecular function: cysteine-type endopeptidase activity. Gene Ontology annotation, cellular component: mitotic spindle; centrosome; nucleus. The record is from RefSeq and is a predicted model, not a curated record. Gene Ontology annotation, biological process: proteolysis; meiotic chromosome separation. The transcript is spliced from 13 exons.
AUGCCCAUCUCACUGCUGCCCAAGGGCCAGGACACCAAGUCCUCCAUUGUCUAUCUGUCCCCCAAACACCCCAUGCCCCGGAGUGGGAAGACCCCAGCUCCAGGGCUUGAUUCAGCCAUAGGAGAAUGUGAGGUGUUGAGACGGGAUGCCAGCAAAGAGGAGCUGCCUGUCCGGGGCCCAGACAAGGAGAGAGACAAGGAUCUUGGUCCUCGGCUCCGACUCCCCUCGGCCCCCAUACCUGUCAGUCUCUCUAUCCUGGAUUCCAUCUGUGACUCACUAAGCAUUGCUUUCCGUGGGGUCAGUCACUGCCCUCCUAGUGGGCUCUACGCUCACCUCUGCCGCCUCCUGGCCUUGUGCCUGGGCCACCGGGAUCGCUAUGCCACUGCCUGCCUUGUCACCGAGUCUGUCUCCAUCACCUGUCGCCACCAGCUGCUCAUCCACCUCCACAGGCAGCUCAGCAAGGCCCAGAAGCGCCGAGGAUCGCUUGAAAUAGCAGACCAGCUGCAGGGGCUGAACCUCCAGGAGAGGCCUGGAGACAUACCCCUGGCCCGCAUCCAGCGCCUCUUUUCCUUCAGAGCGUCGGGAUCUGGCCACUUCCCCCAGCCUGAGGAGGACAGUUUCCGGGAGCGCCUGGCUCUGAUCCCUAGUGGGGUGACCGUGUGUGUGUUGGCCCUGGCCACCCUCCAGCCUGGAACCAUGGGUAACACCCUCCUGCUGACCCGGCUGGAAAAAGACAAUCCCCCGGUCACUGUGCAGAUCCCCACUGCCCAGAACAAGCUUUCUGUGAGUUCGGCCCUGAAAGAGUUUGACGCCAUCCAGAAGGAACAGAAAGAGAACAGCAGCUGUACUGACAAGCGGGAAUGGUGGACAGGGCGGCUGGAACUGGACCGUAGGAUGGAGGUCCUCACCACUUCCCUAGAGAAGUAUGUGCUGGGCUGCUGGCGGGGGCUGUUGCUGCCAUCCAGUGAGGACGCCGGCCCUGCCCAGGAGGCCUCCCGUCUACAAGAAUUGCUGCAGGAAUGUGGCUGGAAGUAUCCUGACCCCACUCUGCUGAAAAUCAUGCUCAGCGGUGCCAGUACCCUCACCCCACAGGACGUUCAGGCCCUGGCUUAUGGGCUGUGCCCAGCCCGGCCAGAACGAGCCCAAGAGCUCCUGAGUGAGGCAGUAGAGCGUCUACAGGGUCAGACGGUACCAAGCAGUAGGCAUCUUGUCUUGGUGCUGGACAAGGACCUACAGAAGCUCCCGUGGGAGAGCAUGCCCAGCCUCCGGGCCCUGCCUGUCACUCGGCUGCCCUCCUUCCGAUUCCUACUCAGCUACUCCAUCAUCAAAGAGUCUGGGGCCUCGUCGGUGCUGAGCCAAGGGGUGGAUCCUCGCAGUACCUUCUACGUCCUGAAUCCCCACAAUAACCUGUCAAGCACAGAGGAGCAAUUCCGAGCCCAUUUUAGCAGUGAAGCUGGCUGGAAAGGGGUGGUCGGGGAGGUGCCGAGCCCGGAACAGGUGCAGGCGGCCCUGGCGGAGCAUGACUUGUACAUCUAUGCAGGGCAUGGGGCCGGUGCCCGCUUCCUGGAUGGGCAGGCUGUCCUGCGGCUGAGCUGCCGGGCAGUGGCCCUUCUGUUUGGCUGCAGCAGUGCAGCCCUGGCUGUGCACGGAAACCUGGAGGGGGCUGGCAUCGUGCUCAAGUAUAUCAUGGCUGGCUGCCCCCUGUUUCUAGGUAACCUCUGGGAUGUGACUGACCGUGACAUUGACCGCUACACAGAGGCUUUGCUGCAGGGCUGGCUUGGAGCAGGCCCAGGAGCCCCACUUCUGUACUACGUCAGCCAGGCCCGCCAGGCUCCCCGACUCAAGUAUCUUAUUGGGGCUGCACCUGUAGCCUAUGGCUUGCCUGUCUCCCUGCAGUGACCCCUUGGAGCUCUCCUGUUGCUGAUAGAAGCCAUGUGACUGUUCUACCUCCAAACUUAGAUUUGGCCCUUACGAUAACUAUUUUAAAUGAUUUUCCCCAGUGUUUUAUAUGAAACAUUUCCUUUUGAUUUAAUUUUUAAUAUAAUAAAGA